GAUCGUUCGUAGCCUCGAGGACGCGUCGUCGGCUGAUCGAACUGGCUGAUCGCGUUACCAACCUCGAUUCAUUUACUCGUUUUGUUUAAUUUAAUCAGAGAAGAAGAGGAGGAGAAGGAAGAAUGAGAAGACAAAAAUUGCCACGUUCUGUGUACAGAACGCGUGUACAAAGCGCGGAAAUAAUAUAAAUCCCCGACUCGGUGACGAUGAAUCGGCGUUAUCGUUUUUUACUUCACUAGCGGUUAUAUACGUCAUGGAUUUCCCUAUCGCGACUUCCUUAUCUUUAUCGAGCUACACGGCAGAUUCCUCUAUUCCUGCAUUUUUGCCGUUGAUCGAUGACGUCGCCAACUAAGCCAGGUUAUAGGGAACGACUAGAAGUAGCGGGGAGUGGAGUGGCAAAAUUUUACGGUUCAUCGUUGAGAAACUUUGUCACGAUUCGACGUCCUUCUUCGACGGGAUGGUCUCUCGUUCUAUUCCACCGUUCCACUCUCGUGCUUCUCUUCCCUCGCUCUUUCGACUCGGCGCGCGCUAACUUGGUAUUACGUAAGUGACAGAGAACGCUGCUACCAAAGAGCCUUGGUUUCCUUUUAAAAAUGGCCGUCCACUGGUCCGAGAAACAUCAUCUCGUGUCGAAAACAUCGGUCGUUCUGCGUCGCAGCGGUGGAGUACACGCGUGCUCUGUUUGCGGAUCAAGCGUCUCGACCGCGAUCUCGAUUUCCGCGAAAUUAUCGCCGGUCCACUGGACCGCACGGAUCGUCCGUGCGAUUGCUGAUAAACGUUUAGUACGUUUAGAGAUUCGUCGGUGUUGGAUUUCGAUCGUUUGCAAAUUGAUAAUCACGCGACGGAGUAAAAAGCGCCCUAAUGAACCGAAAGAGAACAUAACGCGUAGAAAAUGAUGUACGAGACGCUUAAAAUUUUGCGAAGCCUGUAUACACGAAAGUGAUUUUAAAGAUCGAAUAAAGUUUUUGGUACUUCGAAACUUAGAAUAUUUGGAGGAAGAUGUCGUUGGCAAUUGGUUUAUCGCAUCUAUAGUAGAGCUUAUCUUGCGCGGCAACUACAUGUCGGGAAAUCGAAAUAUAUUUUUUGACGUAUUGUAUAUUCGUUAAAAAAUAUUCGAAUAAACAAAGUCGUAAAAUUUCCUAUUCCUGUUCGAUGGCAAUUUUUCGCAAAGAUAAAACUGUAUCUUUCUACGAUAUUUUUGUCCCUUGUCGUAUAUUCUUUUAAUUCGUGCAAAAACAUCCAUUUGAUUCUCUCAUCGAUCGAGUAGUAUUUCUUAUCAACGAUUAGCACUACUUUCCGUAGAUAAAUGGCUCUAUCUACCAUUCCGAGAUUGAAGUUUAUCAUUUUGUUUGAUUUUUUCGUUUCAUUCAAAAACCUCCAUUCGUAGUAUAGAAGAUGGGCACGUAAUCGCAAAGGUGAAAAAUUUCAGCAAGCCACAAACGUGUCUUGAACAAUGAACAAAUGCUAGAUCUCAGCUAACGAUAAAGAGAAAAUGUAUCUGUUGCUCUUUUGUCACGCCGCUUUCAUCAGUUUGGUUAAAAAGAGUAUUUCUCCUCGUAAUGCUUUCAUUCUUACCACGUAUCUUCGUAUUUCGACGAUCAGCGACGAUGAUUUGUACGGUGAUUAAUCAGCCGUUAAUAAUCGUCCAUAGUUGCAUAAAUAUCGAAUAUAUUGCGAAGGUUUGCCCAUUAUAUUCUUUAUCAACGCCCAUUGCGUACACAAUGCAACGAUAGAGGUAUUAUCGGUAGAUAUGUAUAUUGGAUUCGUACAUUCAGGACAACUCGGCGUAGUUGUCAGACGAAUGAAUAGAUAAUAUUUCGUGUCCCGAAAUCGCACACACAGAAGGAGAAACUUUGAUACGACGCUACGGUAGAACGUCGUUAUCGAAUAGCAAUGUUCUAGAAUUUCAUAGAAACUGGGUUUUCAAGACCGCAGCGUUUGUCGCCCGAUUCCUCCUCGGCUGUUCAAAAUAACCGCGAAGCGAAAAAAACACAUAAAGGAAGUCGGAAUGUAGCGACAUAUUUCGCGGCGAGAUUAGAGGCGCGAUAAUUUCUGAUAGCAGACUUAAUCAACGAUAACGACGAUAAAAUAUUGGAAUAUCGACGUUUCGAGAUGGUAAUUUCUUAUUCCGAGAAAUGCGAAUAGUAAGCGUGUAAUAUCGGAUAUUUUCGUUGCUCCGUUACCUUUCCGACACUUAAUUUUUUAUAUUAAUCGAUUAUUACUUAAGCUACACCGCAAAGUAUAUUAUGCAAAUUAUCAGGUUCACACGUGUUAACCAGCGCGGCUAUACCCAAUCGGCACUUUAGAAUCAUAAUCUACAUUUCAAAUGCUUAUAUAUGUAUCGUUCGUCUUGAAGGUCGAUCCAAGAUUAGUAAUCUUUUAUCGUAACUGCUUAACCGUUCAGAAUUGCGUUAAUUGUUAAGCUAUUUACUUCAACGUUUAACGUAAGUACUGUACACGUGCAACGAGCUUGUUUCUUUUUGUCAUCGAAGUUGGUAAAAAUUCCAUGAAACUGCGAAACAUUCUCUUAAGUGAUCGAUACAGGCGUUCGAUGAAAUAACUUUAUUUAAAAUAUUUCCAAUUGCGAUGGACAUUCUUUGCUGUCAAUUACUAUUUUAUUAUCGCUCGAGAAUGACAAUCUCUAUCCCAACGAUACAGAGCGGAUAUUUUCUCGCAUCUUUGUUUAACGGACGAUGCUAUUGAGCGACCAUUAUGUAAUGGUUAUCGACAAUGGUUAAGACGUAGCUUCUCUGUCCGGCGACUUCAGCUUUCCGAGCGCCUGGACUUGACAUUACCGUCAGUUCUGUUCAAUGCCAGGAACGAAAGAAAAUUCGAGGCGAAGAUGAGCCCCGACCGUUCUUGAACUUUGACCGAGUUACGUGCUAUUAAUCGGCCGACUGUCCGCUCGUCCGGACUAAUUUCCAAACUUUUUUUACUCGUCGACCACCGUUUUGCCAGAAUUUUCGCAAUACCAGACUUGUCUCACGAGUGAAUAACGAAGGGUAAAACAAUGGAUGACUUUUUCAGAAAGCGGCCGUGGACCGGGACCGGCUUCGGGAGCGGGAACGACAAGCCCGCGCGGCGAUGUCGGUCCAGGCCGAACAAGCGGCUGCAGGAGGUGGUCCUGACACCAGACACCAUCACCAUGGCCACCACAACCACGCUCACCAUCAUGCUAAUCCACACGCUGUCGCCGCUCCGCUCUUCCGUGCUCCUGUCAGGGUGAGUCCAGACGCUCGAGACAGUACGACGCAGCAAAUUCAAUCGAAACUAGGCAACUAUUCUCUGGUGAAGCAUCUUCUGGACGAGCCGAAACGGCUGAUCGGCAUCGAGGGUGUACCGCCGAGCCCUGCUCCGCCUCCGGCCGCGUGCAUUCGACUGAGUUCCAGUUCGGUUGGUGCAAAUUCCAGGAGCUCGCCCUCCUCCCAGGAAUUCAAGAAACCCGGAGGACCGAGAACCGAUGCUGGUGGUUCGUCCUCGUCGACUUCGUCGUCGUCCUCGUCGACCAGUCAUCAACGCGGCGGUUUCGUGAAACCGGCCGAUGGAAAGCCGCCGUAUGGAGGCCGGGGUAGUUACCCCGGUCAGCCGGUGAAGCACGGGGGCAACAGCAACGAUCAUCGGAGCCACGGUUUAUUACCCGCCAAAGGGCCGCCCACGAAUUCACCCGGGAACGGUACGCUCUUUGGCAAUUCGAAUAUCGGGAAUUCCAGCGGCAGCAGGCUUCACUCUGUCGGCAGCAGACUGUCCAGGUUACCUCUCGAUAACGGAACAAGUUCGAGGCCUAGUCCAGCCGAGAGUACCACGGAUGUAGAGAAUAUUUUAAAGGAAAUGAGCAUGCCGCCCACGCCUCUGUCGGCUAUCGCCCAGACGCCGAGAAAGGAGCCGGAGUCGAAGUUCACGUUCAAUCCUGUGCUAGUAAAGUUGACCGAGGUGACGCCGCAGGAAGCCACGAAGCCUCAGCGCGAGAGACACACCGCCAACAGGCUAUCGGCGGAUUUGGAGCGGGACUUGAGUUUAUCCGAGGACAGCGAUGAUGAGGCAAGCAAGGAAACGUCAUCGCGAACGACAAGGGGAAACAGAAGCCCAGACCUCACGGUCGAUUUAUCAACACCCCUAAUACCAGCGAUGACGCCGGCCCCGCCACCCCUGGCACCCAUGUCACCCAUGGGUCCGUCACCGGUGGGUCCUCUGUCACCCACGAGGCAACUGAGUCCAAUCAGACCUCCGUCACCGCCGAAACAACUGACUCCUGAACAAGUGCUCUCACCUCCACCGGUGAGCCCUUUGCAAUCGAAAGGUACUCCAAGCCCAACGACGCAUCAAAGGCCACCCAGUCCUGCCGUUCAGGCCCCACAGAGUUCCGGCAGCGCCAGUUCAAGCUCUGAUUCCGGCUCUGAUUCCGGAUCUGACAGCAGCGACGAUUCUGAGGAUGAAGCCGGCACCCAGCCCACCAAAGGUCCUUCCACUCCUCCAUCGGUAUCACCAAAGAACGAAAAUUUGAUCGAAGAACCGCCGCCUGCGAUCGAGGAAUCGAAACCGAGAUGGAACCUCAGUUCGUUCUUCAAUAAGACCAACAUGUCUCACGGGGAACAGAAUUCGGAAAACAAGCAAGCUCAGGAUUGCAAUAGGCGAGAAGAUUCUCCGGCGGCAACGACGGACGCUAGAACGCACAGGGAAAAGGCAGCUCAUGAUUGGCAGCUCGACGAGGCACUGAAGAGCACUCGUAACGCCACAAUGAUCAGUGUGCUGGACAGUGACAGUGAUCGUCCCUCGGAUCAAGAGAAAAGUCAGCCACCGGAGGAAAAUCGGGUCCAGCCAGAGAAAUCAAAGGUGGCGGACACCAGGAAACCAGGUCGACCUCCGGGUCGUCCCAGAAAGCUUACCAACAAGAAUACAAAAGGUGGUCAUCGGACGCCAGAAGAUAAUCUGAAAAAUGGUAAACCUCGCAGCAGAACGAGAGGAGUGAGUAGCCCCAAGAAGAAGGCGCCUCUUUCGAAAGCCACCAUAACGACCAGCGAUGAUGGAAGCGAUGAUAGGUCACAAGGAGCUUCUAGCGACUCGGAUAGCGAUCGACCGACCAGGGUGUCACCCGUAGUAGUCCCUAUAAACGAAAAGAGAAGAUCCAAGUUGAGUGCAUCUUCUAGCGAAGACGAACGCCCGCCAAAUAGAAAAAACAACAGUGCCUCCGAUGAUGAUAAUACACGCUGGAGAAGAAGGCCUAUCAAAAGGAGCAAACUGGCAGAUUCCCCAAAGAAGCAAGAGAAAAGGAAGAGUCCCGCGAAGGGGAAACCUAGAAGGUCCAACUCACGGGUGACCAAUGUCGUUGGCGGGUCUGAUUCUGACAGCGAGUCUGAGUUGUCUGUGAGAAAUCGUAUUCAGGUUGCCAGAGUACCCCCAAGGCCAAGGGCACCACCGACUAGAGCUACUUCUCCAGAAAAUUCAGACAGCGAUAACAGCCCAGGUCCGAAGUUACAGGAAGAGGACGCGGGUAACGUACAGGACAAGAAGAAGAGCGACACUCUUCGGAAAGUAUUUUCAUCCUCUAUGGGAGGAGGAAAGGUCGGAGGUAAAGGAGGAAAAGGCGGUAAAGGCGGAGGAAAAUGUGGUAUCUACGUGGAGGAAUACACCUCUGCGAAUACACCGACAGGAGGAGACAGUCCGUACAAGAGACCGUCGUCACAGGCAUCCAGCUUGAUUCAGUCUUUCCCACCGCUCACCUACGUGAAUGGUGUGCCAAGUUUGCUCUGCAGGAUCGACCUGAGCAAACUUCCGCAUAUAUCGCAGUUGUCGAGGGGUCAAGAGUUGAGACAACGCACGGAACUUCCGGACACGAGGCCGUCGUCGAGACAAGCCUCGACGCUGACUUUACAACCCCCUCGACCGCCUACGCCGGAGGAAGGGGAGAUUAUCGAUACGCCACCGCCUCAACAACUAGCCUCCGACACGAGGAUUCACGGUGACGCAUUGUUGGUCGACGGUGACCUUAAGAAUCGCGCUGUGAUCAAGGGCGAACUUAUAUCGGACACGAAGAGUAAUUGCGGCAUCGGUCUCGGGGCUGGUGUCGUCUGUGCAGGUGCUAGUGGAUGUGGUAGUGGUGCGGGUAGCCUGCCCAAGAGGAAACGUAGUCCGAGUUGUAGUUCAGUGUCCAGUUUCGGUACUGUGUGUUCCGCGGAGACUAAAACGAAAGAAUCGGGAGAACACAAAGAGCGAAGGAAGAGAAAGAGGAAACAUUCUGAUGGCGGAUCAGUAACACCUAGACCAUCAUCAAGUCAGCAAAGUGAAAUACAACCAACGAACCACGAACGGGAAGAGAAACUUGACGCCAGUUUAUUACCGCCACCACCUCCGCCUCAGCGAGUGUAUUAUUCCUACUUUAAUCCUCAGAAUGAAGUUUUGGAUGAUCAGGAUAGGUGUAGGGACCAGAAUCAGUACCUGAUGGAAGCGAAGCGGCUAAAGCAUAGCGCUGACAAGGAAUGCGAACUCACGGCGCAGGGUAUGCUUUACCUAGAAGCCGUUCUCUGUUUCCUGCUUACUGGAAACGCCAUGGAGGCGGAUCCUCUCACGGAAAGGGCAUCGUUCACCAUGUACAAGGAUACACUUAGUCUCAUCAAUUAUUUCCGAUUUCCACUUGCUCUACUUAGAUACAUCUCAUCUAAGUUCAAGAGCCAGCAGAGCAACUCGACAGAGAGCAAUAUACAUAGUAAGCUGGUCAUUCUAAGUCUCUUUUGCCAAUCCCUCAUAUAUUUGAAGCUGUACAGGAUGCGCAAAUACGAAAUCAAAGAGACCCAAAGAAUUCUCAACGAUUACUAUCAAAAGGCUGCUCAGGCAACACCGGUACAGGUAGAAGGGCAAGGGACGCCAUCUUUAUCCCCGACACCAUCACCAGCUGGUUCUGUGGGUUCUGUUGGUAGUCAGAGUUCCGGAUAUAGCAGCGGCGAACUAGCAAAUCGGGGAGCUGCUUCGGGUCAACCGCAGGCAGCUCCGUCGUACGUUAGUGUUCCAUAUAUUAUUUAUAACGCUAUGAAUAAGCAAAAUUACCAAUUUAACCUGCUACUGAACUGUCUCGAUCUGUGGGACCAGGCAAACGCUUUGGUGACAGAUAUGCAUAGAGAUUUCUUCAUCGAGCUGGAUGAAAAAUUGGGACCCCUCACAUUGAAAAGUUCACUGCGUGAUUUGGUGCGCUAUGUUCAAGCUGGCAUAAAGAAGCUUCGAGAUCUCUGACCACAGUGGCAUAGCCCCAGACCGCCCACCCCUAAUUAUAUUACUUCUCUCCCACAAAACAUGGCCACGUACCCAACGAUGUACACGUAAAGAUAUAUAAAACGAUCUUUAUGGACUUGGAAGACGUACGGAAGAUCGGCAAUUGUGCGAUUAUAGUAACGUAACGUGCGUUGAGAAAAUUGUCGAGCAAGAAAAAAGGCAAAACAGCGGGAGACGUCGAGUAUAUUCUCAAUGAUUAAAGACUAUUCUGGUGGGGAGCAAGAAUUGCAGGUGGUCUGGGGAGCAACGAAGAGACCGUUGUAUUCGAUAUAAUUAUAUUCGAAAGCUCUAAUCACUAUGUUUCUUCGUUCGGGGGUUCGUGAAUGGGCGCCCUGGCAUUUUUUAAAACUCCUAGCACCAAUUUUAUAGUCAAUUCAGAGUUAUUCGUCUAACAGUGAAGGAAGUUAAAAGAAGAAGGAUCAAUAUGAAUCCGUGAUCCCUUGUAUUCUGUGUAUAGCACGCGUUACUUAUUUUCGAGAUUUUCGAGAUGAGAAUGGACUGGCAAUGUAAAAUCGGAGGAGAAAGCGAUCGAAACGAAGCAAUAGAAGAAAUAUACGUUCGAAAAAAACGAAGGAAGAAACGAGGGCGAAAUACUGGUCCUUAUUUUUUUCGCCGUAAAUCAUUUUUGUAAGUUAACAGAUGAGGUCGACAAACAAAAGGGGAAAAAACGAAGGAAAGAAAUGACGGAGAAGGAAUAGGAAGUGCCACGAGAUGCGCCCGUGUGUUCUCGCUUUACCGUGCGCCGCAGCCGACGUUACCUGAAGCAUGAGUUUCGUCCUGGCGAUUCGAAUGCGACGAAUACACAAGGAUAUAUAUAUAUGCAUAUAGUUUAUUACCUAUAUAAAUAUAUAAAUAAUUAUAAAUAUAUAGAUACGAAUAUAUUUAAUGAAAAGAAAACCAUCGCGUCACGCACGCCGGUGUUCCGUUUUUAGUAAAUAAAAAGGAAACAAAAACAAAAGAAUAUGGCGAUCGUGAGAUUCGUUAGGUGAGAUAGAAGAAAAGAAAAGAAAAUGGAGGAGAGACAGAGACGGGACAAUUUAGUGUAAUGAUGCAUUUCUCUUCGGUGGAGAUGCACCGCGAGCAACAAGAUCAACAGAUUGAUCCAAAACCGAUACAACACUACUACUAUUAUGAUGUCUGACGUCUGUGAACGAAAGACACGACUCUUUUUUGUAGAUAGGUUGCGAAGGAGAAAAAGUAAUCUAGAUUAGAUAAUUAAUACGCAACAAGGAAAAACAAAGUUAAACGGUAACAGAAAAAAAAACAAAACAACCAAUACAUAUUAUUUACAUUACUUAGAAUUAACCGGGGAAUAAGUAGAGGUUCUAGCGAUGAGAUGAAAAAAAAAAAAGAAUAUUCAGAUAAUGAUAUACAGUACAUACACUACAUUAUAAAUAGUGCGAUUAUAAAGGAAGAAAAAAAAAUGAAAUGACAGAAACAAAGAAAGCGAGAACAGACACCAAACGAAAAAAUAGCGCGUAACUCUCAUUACACGAGAUGUAAGAAGAAGAAAACAACAAAAGAUAAAAAAUAUACCAAGCGUAAUGGAUAAGUAAGUUGCUCAUGUGUAUAUUUUUGUAAAUAGGUAUUUGCGAGUGCCGCCGCCUUGAGGGUGACCUGUCGACGUUUAAAUCGGACGCGACAGGCCGGCCCGCCCCAAUUUUUGCUACCACAAAUGUUAUCGAAAAUCAAGAAAUUUCUGGUAAAAAGAAAAGAUAAAAAUAUUAAAAUACACAUACACAAGAUAUUACAUGUCCACCGAAUUUGUCCAAAAAGAUUUUUCCGAAAUCCAAUUCUUCAGAAACCAUUGUAUUAUGUUAAAUUUUUUUUUGUACAUAUAUACAUUUUAUUAUCGUUCGUAUUAUUAUUACUAUUCUUUUAUUGUUGUAUCUUUUACGUUCGAUUCAAAUGACCACCCUUCAUCCGCCUCUCGCGAAUCGGUUAUCAUAUUUGUUCGAUACGCUUCCUUUUCUUUUCGUUGUUCCGUCACCGACAAAAUUAAACAAAAGAACGAAAAAAAAAAAAAGGAAAAAGGAGAAAAACCGUUAUGUCGCAAUAUACGCACGCAAUUUAGUGUUUUUCCUAUAUUUUCGCAGCUAUGAGAAUGUAGGCUGAAAAGUAUACGAGGAUCGAGUGUAAAAGGAAGAGAAAAGUGAAGAGAUAAAAGUUUUACCUUUCUCGAUAAAACGGCGAAUUCGAUUUGAUCAGACCAUUGUAACGAGACGAGAAAAGGAAAAAAAUAGAAAGUGGAAACGUGUUAGCAGUCAAUUGACUAGCGGGCGAGCGAGCAUUCAACUGGGAGUUAAUAAAUCGUUCUUCGGACCAGGAUCGCAACGAGCAAUUUAUCUCGACAAUUAGUUAAAACAUAUCGAAAUUGAAUCGAAUUAAAUUCCAAAACUCCCGCGAGCCUUUCCGUUAGAGUUUCUAAUAAUAAUACGGAACGUGAGAGAUGUUGGACCAAUCUGUAAUCCGUAGACACGUCUGAUCAUAAUGCGCCGUGUCGGUCAAUUAAUUGCUAACGCUUUCCUACGAGUAGGGUGCAAGUAAAAAGAAAAAAUAAAUGAACGGGCGAAUGAAAAGAAAGAAAAGAGAAACGAAAGAAGCAAACACGGCGGAAAAAAUGCUGGAACCGUGACAAAGGGAUCGAACACGAGUUGACGAGACUUAGGGGGGCCCAUAUAGAGUUACUAAGCGCGGUCCAAUGGUUCACGGGAUACAAUUUUAUACCUCGUGUGCGCGUGCACACGGACUGAAGGAUAAAAGAAACUAAAAAAAGAGGUCUAUUAAAAAAAAAAGUUUUGAUAUUUUCGAGACACAUAUUUAUAGUGGAUACGUAUAAUAUCAGGCCUUUCGCUCUCGUCAGCUCGUGCUGUGAAAAUGUAAAGAAAAAAAUACGCGAUACAAUGCACACGUAUAUUAUAUAUACAGAUGCGCAGGUGGAGAAUUUUGAACGAACUUUGCAACACAUACAAUUCGGCUGUUGCAAUGAAAUCGAACGUGUCCCCGCUUUUAUCGAGAAAUUAGUUGCAUGUGAGGAUGGAUGUUCUGCAGGGUGCAACGUCUGUCGAUCGGCAUAACGCGUCAUUAUUAAUUAAAAAUUCUUUUUUUUUUUUAAUCCUUUUUUAAACGAUUUUCUUUUAAAAUUUUCUUAAAACACUAAGUUUUAUUUCGUUGAUCUGUUUUCGUGGUUUUCUCUUCUCUUAUCGCAAUAUCACGUUUUUUUACGAUUAGUUUUCUUCUAUAUAAAUCUUUCAUAUUCUUUAAUUUAAGAUAUCUUUCUUUUUUGUUCUAUUAUCUUAUAUCGAGAUAUGUUUAACGGUCGUCACGCAGAGAAAUGUUCAUUUUGGACAAGUCCUACGUUCCUACCGACCUCCAAAGAUAAAAAGAAACCUAGCGAAUGGUGCUGCUGUUUUGAUAUCGCCACGCUUAGGUGUUCCUUUGAUGGGUGGCAGAGAUUAUGUAUCCGGAGUCUACGCGCGCUUCCGUGGUUCCGCUUUUUCUCCAUCCAUUCUCUUAUUUUAUUUCUUUUUUCUUCUUUUAGUUUCUUCUUUUUGAACCGAUCAAUAACGAUCGAUUUAUAUAUGGGGCUACGUGAACUUCUUCGCUACGGUUUAAUGAAAGUUUAUUGGUCGCCUAUAUAUAUUAUAUUAUAUUAUAUUAUAUUAUAUUAUAUUAUAUUAUAUAUUAUUAUAUAUUAUCAUUAUUAUCUAUAUCUUUAUUAUUAUAUUAUAUUAUAUUAUAUUAUAUUAUUAUUGAUUUAUAUUGGUACUAUUAUCGUUAUUAAUUUUUGAGGUAUUUAUAGGAAUGAAUGGGGUAUGAGAGUACGAGAGAAGGAGAGAAAGAGGUGCGUGUCUUGUGUGCGUGCGUGCGUGCGCGUACGAGAGAAGGUGAGUUUGGGGGAGAAGAGCGAAGAAAGAGAAAGAAAAGAGGAAACCGAUUGAAACAACGUAUGUCGCAAUGACAACUGUAUAUUAUACGUAUUACAGCAGCAGAAGCGAUUAUUCGAUAAUUGAAAGGAUGAUAUGUCGAGCGUAUAAUAAUAUACAUAUGUAUGAUAUACACAUAAUAAUGUCGAAAGUGUUUCAGUUAAUUAAAACUGUUUGAUUUCUGUCUUCUUUACCCGCUACGCCGUAAAACUGUAAUAUAUUUAUAUACAUGUAUACAUACGAAACAUACACACGGACAUGGUAACAUAACACAGAACAUACACGCACGCACACAAAUAUACAACAUUUACAUACUCGUACAGGAGAAAAUCCACUUACCACCAUAUAUGUAAACAUAGAGACAUGCAAUCAUAAUUAUAUUAUUAUAUUAAUAGUAAUAUACGAUCAUUAUUUUACUAUACUCUCGUAUACGGUCGUAUCGCGUGUAGUACCUAAUUCCGAUUCCGUAAACGCGUUGCUCCAAUUUCACGGGAGAACUCUCUGGUCCUCCAGAAACGUUCGUGGUUGAGAAAAUUCGCCCUCGACCUUGAAAUACCAGAGCGUAGAGGAAGAUGCGGCUGAACAAGAGAAAACGAGAGAACAUUUCAAAUUUCGUUCAGAUCCUCGUGUUUCGCCAGCCGUAUUCCUAUAUUUCUAUGGUAUACAUCGAUACGACAAGGAGGAUAGAGAGACGCGAUGAGGGCGGGAGAGUUCGCGUUCACGGUGACGAGCAGCCGAACACUACUAAGUAGCAACGAGCAAUGCACAAGCAAUUUAUUAAUUAGUUAACGUACAGCGUAGUACGAUCGACGCGUGACAGGAUGGACUCUUUACACGAUUCGAAGGGUAGUCUUCCAAAGUGAGCCGACGUCGCAAUAAUUCUUUCGAAAAAAAAAAAAAAAAAAAGAAAAAAGAAAGAAAGGAAGGAAGUAACCUCCACUAACGUUCGCCUCUACUUUUCGAACGACGCUCUAGUGACUCUAGCGAACUCUAGUCUGUCUCGUUCUCCGAAGUAGACUCUACCCUUCACUCGUGAGGGUCCCGCUCGGCUGCCAGAGAAAUUGAAAUCGCGCGUCGAUCGGUCACGUUUGAUAGAGAUCAUCUCAAAGAGACGGCCAGACAGACGAGCAAACAAGCAAGCAAGCAAGCAAACAGACAGAGAGAGAAACUCGUAGGAUCGAAAGGGAGAAGUGACGAAUGAGAGCGUGAAUGGUUACAGAAAAGAGAGGCCGUGAGAAAGAGAGAGUGUGUCUAUGAGAGUGUAUUAUGCGAGAAAGGGAUACAAAAAAGUGGAGAACGAAGCAAUAAAGAGAGAAAGAGUGAGUGAGAGAGAGAGAGAGACAUAGAGUGGCAACCGCACCAAGGAGAGACCAAAUUCGCUUAACGAAAGCUAAUUACUUGCUUUUUAUUUAUUUUAAUUAUUAAUAUCGAUUGAUUGACCGAUUAAUUAAUUAUUGUAUUUAUUGGCGCGGAAGGCUGAGAGACGGUGGGAUUCGCGGAAAGAGAGAGAGAGAAAGAGAGAAAGAGAGAGAGAGAGAGAGAGAGAAAUUCAGAAAAAGAUACGUUGAUCGAUCUAGCAUAAGUACUCGAUCCAAAACCACCCUCCCCAACCACGAAACACAAGAAUGGACUGAUCGACAGGCUUAAUACGAGCAAUGAAAGAAAAAAAAAAGAGCAUUAACCAUUGAAGAAUCCUUUAGUUGUUACUUAAGCUAACUUAACCACUUAACCUUUACCGCUUCGAUAGGAAUGGAAAUGAAUUUGAAGAACAGGAUCGAGGGGCAGAGAGACCGUGUUACGUGGGUGUGCGAAUGCGUCGAUCCGAUCGUUCGAUCUUUUGACCCGUACGGUUCGUGAACGUACGCAACAUCGUUUUUCCCAUUUCGACGAACGACGUUCACGAUUGUCAGGCGAUCUGUGGGGAACUGCCACGCACAAUUCCGCGAUCGACCACAUCUGAUUCUAGCUUUCUCGUUUCCCGAUCGUAACAUCGUCCUUGUUAACAUUUUGCAAAUAGCGAAAAUUAUACGUAGAACUGUUAUACACGAGACACAGUUUCGAAAUAUCAUCGUUGCAGCGACGCAAUUGCAACGAAGCUGUUCAAUCGCUUCGACCGCAAAGGUUCCAUCGACAGAAUCUUUCCGGGAACGAGAGAAAACGGCGGAGAAAAGGCGAUGUUAAGAAAGCAUCGGAGGAUAAGAAGCGGAGAACAAGUUUGCUAGUAAAUUUUGACAGAAUAAUUGUACAGGUCGUGGUGUUCGCAGUAUUCGGUCGAACUUCGGGCAACGAAGGCUGAGAUCCUAUGGUCGAUCGCGACUCGAGGGCAGAGGUCUUCUCUUUCUUUCCGCUUUGUUGGAUCUUGUUCGAACGAAAACGCGAAGAUCGCGAUUGCGAACCGAAAUAAUAUCGGUUCAUGUCGGACAGAUUCGCCUCGAGACCGAUCUGAUACGCGCUAACGAGCUACGGUUAGGGACGGGGGAGAAAGGAAGGGAACGAAAGGAAACGAGAAUGAAACAGAACGGGGAAGAAGAAAGACCGUGACAAUAUAUACAUAUAUACAUAUAUAUACAUAUAUAUAUCGAUAUAUUUGCGAGAUAUUUUGCGAGCAGGGCUUUUUUAUCUAUUUUAUAGUAAUCUCAGCUUAAGCGGAUUGAGAGGGAGGGAGAGAGUGAGAUUGUUUUGCUAAACGAGAGAAACAAAAGAAAACGCAAACACGGUGACUCAAAUGAGAGAAUAACGAAUGGAGAAAAAAAUAGGAAUGCAGAGACAAUGAGAGAAGGAAGAGUAUAAUUGCAACAAAAUGGAUAGGAGAGGAGGGGAGAGAGAUAUAAUGCGCAGCUGACAAACGGUUUGUAAAUUGCGUACAUAAAA
This is a messenger RNA of Bombus pyrosoma, 14057 nucleotides long. It is a transcript of the gene lilli, whose product is annotated as AF4/FMR2 family member lilli. Gene Ontology annotation, biological process: regulation of gene expression. The coding region runs from base 3085 to 7221 and encodes 1378 amino acids. NCBI's taxonomy places the organism in Eukaryota, Metazoa, Arthropoda, Insecta, Hymenoptera, Apidae. The transcript is spliced from 18 exons. Gene Ontology annotation, cellular component: nucleus; super elongation complex. The record is from RefSeq and is a predicted model, not a curated record.